AUGAGUCACGUCCCUUUGGCGGCAGUUUUCAGCCAAGAUGACCUUGAUCAACUAGAAAAAACCGAAAAGCGUCUGGAAAUUACAGCCAGCGACUCGACACCACUCCUUCGACUACUUAAAGUCUCAUCUGAGGAUGGCUACGACCUCAUCUGUGUUCCACUGGCAAAUGAGACGUGGAAAUCGCGAUGGAAAAAGAUGUGUCUAACUGAUGGAGAGAAACAGAGCGAAGAGGUUGAGCGACUGGCCGAGGACUGGCGAGCCUCUGAAGGACCUUUUCUUCGCGAAGAGAUGAACAUCACCCGAUUAGAUGAGGCCAUGGGAACCAUCGGUAUGGUGUCAGACUGGCUCGAGUUGGACUCGCCUGACGAUGGCCUUCGCUAUGACUCUGAAAUUGCACUUAAGCAGGAGUUGUCGUAUGCUGCGUACUUGAGCCUUCAAGCAGUCAUACUGCCGCCCCCACGAAAUCGUCAGAACGUGGCCGACUAUGGAAGAGCAGUUAGUGCGUGCUUGAACUCGACGUCAUCAUAUACGCAGAUCUCUAUACGAAUACCCAUAUAUGACCCACGUUCCGCAUCACGAAACUCGAUUGCCGAAGAGACGAUCCCAGAGGACAUGCCACUUAGCGUGAAUGCGCGUGCCCCGGAUGGCGAUCUCAGUACCACAUGGGAGAUGUGGGACGUUAUCCGCUCGAUAUGCGGUUAUAAUCCAAGGCUAUCCCUUACUCUUGAUCUAUCGCUUCCACUUCCUUUAUCAUCGGGUGUUCUUUCUCGUUGGUCCACAGAACCUUGCCAUCACAUCUUACUUCCAUCCACGUCUUUUAUAUCCAAUGCGAAAGGUUACCCGGUCCUCACAAAGGCGACGCAAAACUUUCUCCGAAAGUGCUUCAAGCACCACCCUACUAUUCUAUUGUCGCGCACUAGAACACGGGUACAUCAGAGUGGCGGUCACAUGGCAUACGCGCAGUAUGUCCGACAUCUUGAACGGACAGCACCGGAACUUGUAGCCGCUGACCAACCGGGAACAUUGGAAAACUUUGCAAAAGGGUAUUGGGACUAUCUUCAGGCCCCUCUCCAGCCAUUGAUGGACAACCUUGGAAGUGGGACAUAUGAUACAUUUGAGAGAGAUCCAGUCAAGUACGAGAGAUAUGAAGAGGCGGUCUUUCUCGCUCUCUCAGAUAGGAGUCCAACAUCUCGAACUGUAAUCUGCGUCGUUGGGGCUGGUCGGGGUCCUAUUGUUACCCGGUGUCUAGCCGCACUUGACAGAAGUAAAAGGGACGGUCUUGUCUAUGCCGUGGAGAAGAAUCCGAAUGCAUUCGUCACGUUACAAGAACAGAAAGUACAUUGGAAGGACAGAGUCCUACUUAUCUACGGAGACAUGAGACGGAUUCAGGUCCCAGAGCCAGUUGAUAUCCUUGUCAGUGAGCUCCUCGGGUCCUUUGGUGACAACGAGGCAAGCCCAGAGUGUUUGGACGGUGCCAUGAGAUUUCUAGCGCCGGAUGGUAUAUCCAUUCCCUCAUCCUAUACCGCAUAUCUCUCUCCCAUCUCAUCGCCAAAGCUUCAUAACGAGGUUUUACAAAAUUCAAGCAAGAGUAGCGCGGAGACGCCGUAUGUAGUCAUGUUCCAGGCUGUCAACACUCUCAGCGGUGACGGCGGUGGUCUCCGUGGAGUUUGUGGGACAAAGAUUCAGGAGUGUUGGACGUUCGAGCAUCCAAGAAGGGAGGCAGUUCUCAAUGAGCAAGGCCUUCCAAUCACGAACACUCAUAACACUCGGAGUGCGAAGCUCAACUUUCAUAUUCCUAAUGCGGGGAUCCUACACGGUUUAGCCGGAUAUUUCGAAGCUGUUUUGUACCGCGACGUCGGACUGAGCAUUCAUCCCGAGAGUCAGCCGUACAUCUCACCGAAUAUGCUAAGCUGGUUUCCACUCUUCUUUCCACUCAAGGAUCCCUUGUAUCUACCCAGCAACUCGGAGCUGACUGUUUCUAUCUGGAGACUCACUGGGAGGUCAAAGAUCUGGUACGAGUGGUACGCCGAAUCAUUCUUGCCUGUUCUCAGCCCACCGCCUCCCCUUCGACCGCUCACUCCACGCGAGCCGGACGGCCCGUCGCAUCAAAAGACGAUGAGUACACCAACUGCAAAGCUUCUCUCUGUGAAUCUUCCCAGUCCUCUAGUCUCAGCGCUUGCAAGUCCGACAGGCAUCCUUGGGACAAUCGACACAAGCGAAGGAGGUCUCAGAAUGGGUGGUGGAACGGACAUUGCAGCUGGCACGGUCAUUAAAAUUGGGCAGACUGCGCUCCACAACCCCGAGGGACGAGGUAGCUGGACUGGGUUGUAG
Serendipita indica DSM 11827 is the source of this 2331-nucleotide messenger RNA. The record is from the annotation of a GenBank genome assembly. Lineage: Eukaryota; Fungi; Basidiomycota; Agaricomycetes; Sebacinales; Serendipitaceae.